CAAACAUCCUCGCGUAUAUAUAUGUAUUAUAUACGUAUUAUAGAAAGGAAGAGAGAGCAGAUACCUGCAGUAGUAGCACAGGAGCUCACAGAUUGACAAUAUAAGCGAAAUAUGGCUGCUCACUCAAGGUCGGACACAAACAAAGUCUGUUGUUAUGCUCAUCCCGAAGCUCCACUGAUAGAAGAUUACAGAGCUGGUGAUCAAAUUUGUUCAGAAUGUGGAUUAGUAGUGGGAGACCGAGUAAUAGAUGUAGGUUCAGAGUGGAGAACAUUUAGCAAUGACAAAGCCGGUACUGAUCCAUCUCGUGUUGGUGGUCCGGAAAACCCUCUUCUCAAUGGAUCAGAUUUGUCCACAAUCAUUGGUCCUGGUACAGGGGCUGCAUCGUUCGAUGCAUUUGGUGUGUCAAAAUAUCAGAAUAGACGGACUAUGAAUAGUUCGGAUAGAACGCUAAUAAAUGCGUUUCGUGAAAUCAAUGCUAUGGCAGAUCGUAUCAAUCUUCCAAGAACAAUUGUUGAUAGAGCAAAUAAUCUUUUCAAGCAAGUGCACGAUGGUAAAAAUCUGAAAGGGCGCUCAAACGACGCCAUUGCCUCGGCAUGUUUGUACAUUGCUUGCCGUCAGGAAGGAGUGCCUCGUACAUUUAAAGAAAUCUGCGCCGUCAGUAAAAUAAGCAAAAAAGAAAUAGGGCGAUGUUUCAAACUUAUUCUGAAAGCACUGGAAACAAGCGUGGAUCUUAUUACUACUGGUGACUUUAUGUCCAGAUUUUGUUCAAACUUGGGUUUGCCAAAUAUGGUACAGAGAGCAGCUACGCACAUUGCAAGGAAGGCUGUGGAUAUAGACAUCGUGCCUGGAAGAUCUCCCAUAUCAGUUACUGCUGCUGCCAUUUACAUGGCAUCACAGGCUUCCGACGACAAAAAAUCACAAAAAGAAAUUGGAGAUAUCGCUGGUGUUGCGGACGUGACAAUCAGGCAAUCAUACAAAUUAAUGUUCCCACAUGCAGCACGCCUGUUCCCAGAAGACUUCAAAUUUACUACUCCUAUUGAUCAAUUGCCGCAAAUGUAGAAUUAGUAGUUUUGUCUCAUGGUAUACUAUUUUUUCCUACUCUCCAAAAUAGUUUUUGCCAAUUACAUAACUGCUAAGCGCUUAUUUUUCGUUAAAAAUUAAGUUAUGUUAUUCUUUAAGCUUUAUCAGAAGAGAGAAGUUUUGUUUUUUUUUUAUCAUAAUCAAGUGCUCUUCACCAUUAGGAAACAGCAGCGUAAUAUUUUCCAAAAUCAGUCUACAUUCCUUAAAUUACACAAAAUCUACUAGUAUCCCUGACUAACAGUGAUAAACAAAUUUUUCCUUCAAAUGCAUGACCUUAAGUAGAAUAUUUUUAUUUCAUAUUACCAUUAAAAUACUUCUUCCCUCCUUACACAUUUCAUGUAACAAACUCAAUUCCCAUUGAGUAUGUCUUUCCUAUAAUUGUUAUUGUAAAAAAAAAAGAAAUGAGGGAUAUCCUUGUUCUCCCAGAUAAGCAAAAAUGAACUGUUGUGUAGUAGGAUUUUUUUAAAGAAAAGAAAAGUAAUGAAUGUGAUAAGAGACUAAAAUCAUAAGCCUGCCAAUAGAAGCAGUAUUUGUACGAAACAAAAGAAAGACAUAAUUAUUUUACAUAUUACGCAAAAAUACUACAAUCUCAUAAAGUGUGUUUAGUAUAAAUAGUACUGUAUUAUAUUACAACACGGACGACGAAAGAAUGAAAAACGCAAUAAAAAUAUAUAUGAUCGUUUUGAAUAAAAAAAAAA
This is a messenger RNA of Nasonia vitripennis (jewel wasp), 1778 nucleotides long. It is a transcript of the gene TfIIB, whose product is annotated as transcription initiation factor IIB. Gene Ontology annotation, molecular function: TBP-class protein binding; RNA polymerase II general transcription initiation factor activity. Gene Ontology annotation, biological process: transcription initiation at RNA polymerase II promoter; transcription preinitiation complex assembly. Gene Ontology annotation, cellular component: nucleus; transcription preinitiation complex. The record is from RefSeq and is a predicted model, not a curated record. The transcript is spliced from 5 exons. NCBI's taxonomy places the organism in Eukaryota, Metazoa, Arthropoda, Insecta, Hymenoptera, Pteromalidae. The coding region runs from base 112 to 1059 and encodes 315 amino acids.